Dothidotthia symphoricarpi CBS 119687 is the source of this 498-nucleotide messenger RNA. RefSeq lists its product as uncharacterized. The transcript has a single exon. The coding region runs from base 1 to 498 and encodes 165 amino acids. The record is from RefSeq and is a predicted model, not a curated record. Lineage: Eukaryota; Fungi; Ascomycota; Dothideomycetes; Pleosporales; Dothidotthiaceae.
AUGGCUUCCCAGCAAAACCAUGACAACAACACGGCCUCCUCGUCAGCGGAGGCCCAGCGAAGAGAAGAAGACUGGAGCCUCUUCCAAACCAGGUUUGACACUGCCGAAAGCGAGAUUAGAAGAUGUGACUCAAGACUAGACACAUGGGUCGCCAACCUAUCCCCCGUCGAUGAUCAACUCGAACAUACAAACAGUGUGACGAUUGCUCACAACAGAUUUCGAGUAGCCAAAUCACUCUUCCAAUCUGCACACAGGUUUAUGGAAGCUGUUCGGAUUGCGAACAAUUGGGAUCGUACGGUUCGAUCGCCUCGAUCGCCUUUUGGAUUUCCGGAGGGGCUGGUUCGUAAUCCGACGUUUCGGGAUGGUAGACUGGAUAUGCAGGGCGUAGACUUUGGCUCGCCUUGGGGUCAUCUUGUCGCAGCGAGGUCUUAUGCUAGGGCUGUAAUCGUUAUGUUCUAUGAGUUUCUUGCGAUGUCGUACCAGGAGUUAAAUGAUUAG